CUGAUAUGACAAUUGACACUGUCAAAUUUAGAAAAAACAAAAGCGAGCGUGAGCAACAAUGGCAGAUCCCCGCAUCAGGCAAAUAAAAAUUAAGACUGGCGUUGUAAAACGCAUUGCAAAAGAAAAAGUCGUUUACGAAAAGGAAGCAGAGCAGCAGAAGAAUAGGAUACAAAAAUUAAAAGACGAGGGUCAAGACGAACAUAAUAUCCGAAAGCAGGAGGAAGUUCUGCAAGAGUCCCUUAUGAUGGUCCCUGACUGUCAGAGACGACUAAUGAAAGCAUAUACAGACCUUAAAUCAACACUGGAAACAGAACAGGACCUAAAAGAAAACGAAGACUACCAAACAGCAGAGCAAGUGCUGAAAGACGCUGAAGGCCAGCUGCCCGAAUCAACCUAAACCUAGCUUGUAUAUUUUUCUAAUAGUAUUAUAAUUAUAUUAACAAUCAUGGCUUAUUAUCGAAACUUUUAUAAUAUUUAUCAUGGAAGCAAUUCUACAUUCCAAAAUGAAUAUCCAAACGCAUUACCCACUCCUCCACCCCCUCCUAUCACGCCUUUUUCUUUAACGCCUAAUUUAUCUGAUCAAGAAUUCAUAAAAAAAUUUGAACGUCACAUAAAAUCAUCUUCUCACAUCAAGCCAAAAAA
Messenger RNA from Zerene cesonia (dogface butterfly), 642 nucleotides. RefSeq names its product tubulin-specific chaperone A (gene Tbca). The record is from RefSeq and is a predicted model, not a curated record. Gene Ontology annotation, molecular function: beta-tubulin binding. Gene Ontology annotation, cellular component: cytosol; microtubule cytoskeleton. Bases 59 to 397 code for a protein of 112 amino acids. Lineage: Eukaryota; Metazoa; Arthropoda; Insecta; Lepidoptera; Pieridae. Gene Ontology annotation, biological process: tubulin complex assembly; post-chaperonin tubulin folding pathway. The transcript has 2 exons.